UUGGUUUGGCUCAAGGUUGUUUCGAUCAAACUAUUCCCUAUUUGCAACAAAGAGAACAAUUCGGAUCGAGACUUAUUGAUUUUCAGGUGAGAUUUUGCACAAAAAAGUGGUUUUGGCACGAAAAUUCCACGUUUUUUGAGCCAAAAAUCAAUAUUUUCUAGGGAAUGCAACAUCAAAUCGCGCAAGUCGGAACCGAAAUCGAAGCCGCCCGUCUUUUUGGUCUACAACGCCGCCCGAAUGAAGGAAAAUGGUAUUAAUUUUGUGAAAGAAGCGGCGAUGGCGAAAUUGUAUGCUUCACAGGUGGGAAAAUCACGACUUUUCACCCCAAAAACAAAAAAAACACAUAUUCUAGGUGGCCACCACGACAACUUCACGAUGUGUCGAAUGGUUGGGUGGAGUGGGAUUCACCAAAGAGUUUCCCGUCGAGAAGUUUUAUCGCGACGCGAAAAUCGGAACAAUCUACGAGGGAACAUCCAAUAUUCAAUUGAAUACCAUCGCAAAAUUAAUCGAUAAUGAGUACAAACACAAGAAUGUUUAA
Molecule: messenger RNA, 538 nt
Organism: Caenorhabditis angaria
Lineage: Eukaryota; Metazoa; Nematoda; Chromadorea; Rhabditida; Rhabditidae
Source: the annotation of a GenBank genome assembly